AUGUUGCAAAAUCAAUAUAUGGCAGGAUGGGUGCCAGGAUUUACUUCCGCUUUGGAAAUGGAGUUAAAUCAAGAAAAUGCCACUCCAUUUAUAACAUGUCAACUUGCCACAGUUGAUUCACAAGGAUUCCCACAUGUUAGAACUCUUGUUUAUCGAGGAUUCUUAUUUGAUGAUAAAUCUAAUAAUAUCAUUUCUCUUACUACUGAUAGAAGAAUGAGUAAAUACCAAGAAAUUUUGAAUAAUGAUAAAGUUGAAGCGGUAUUUUAUUUCCCAACAUCAAGAAAACAAUUUCGAUUUAGAGGAGUUGCUCGUAUUAUUGAUAAGGAACAUAAACCAAGAGUUGAUAUAUCUAGUAUCAGUCCUAGACAUAUUAUUGAAAAUUCUAGAUCAGCUUCAGCAUCAGAUUCAGACUCAGAUUCAGAUUCAGAUGAUGAUAAUUCAAGUAUCGAAGAAGAAACUGUAUUAGAAUUUCAAAAUAGCGCUAUUCCUCCAAUAAGUCGUCCUAUUCAUCAUCAUCUCAUAUCGCCAUCAUUAUCAACAACCUUACAACAAUAUAAAAGUGCUAAUAAUUUGUCGUACACGAAUUUACAUGAUCUUACGUCAGUUGAAUUUACUCCACCAAGUGAAGAAGAAUGGAAUCAAGAGAUUUUAAGACAAUGGUCAAAUUUGUCUAAAAAAUUAAAAUCAUCAUUUAGAAAACCAAUGCCAAAAACAAAAAUUGAUAAUGAAAAGCAAAAGCUUAUUGAUUCUAUAAGUAGAGGAGUUGAUGGGAAGAAGGAAGAAACAGGUAUGGAUAAUUUUGCCAUUAUUGCUCUUUUCACAGAUUAUGUGGAUUUAUAUGAGAUGGAAAAGGAUAGAAGAUAUAUUUAUGAAAAGGAUUCCUAUCAAAUGUGGAAGGAAAAUGAAGUAUGUCCAUAA
Messenger RNA from [Candida] anglica, 918 nucleotides. The record is from the annotation of a GenBank genome assembly. NCBI's taxonomy places the organism in Eukaryota, Fungi, Ascomycota, Pichiomycetes, Serinales, Debaryomycetaceae.